AAUCAACUCCGGCAGGUCAUGUGACGAGUUUCAUUUUCAGUUUUUUAGUAGACGUAAACAAUAUUUAUUUUACAACAUGUAAUUUCGUAUUUUUAUUAUUACAGGAGUAGAAAUAUACAGGUAAUAAUAGAUAUUUGAUGUUUAGUCAGAAAGGGUUACGCCCAGCAAAAUAAGCAUCAUGUGAACGUUGAAAAUGUCCUGCAUUAUGUAUUCCUCGACCUUGAUUCUGUAUCACAUCAUUUGUGGAAAUAAGGAUUAAUAGAAGAUUUACACAAUAAUUUCGUGGUACAGAGGUAGCCAUGUCUGUGCCAGUUGUGCCCUUUACCAGAGGUAAACAGCAGGUUGCCUCCUCCCCAGGGCAGCAGGUGUCACCAUCCCCCACUCAGGUGUCCUACCCUCAGAAUGACAAGAUUGUACAAGAUAUAUCAGAGUGUAUUGCUGAUAUGAAGUCAGACUUUGAAGACAAUCACCAACCACUGACUGAUGAUAAUCAACAACUUCAGAGAUUCUGUGCCAAGCUGGAAUACUUGUUAAGAGCUGAUAUGAAAGAUAAAUACACCAUACUGGGAAAGAAGAAGGAUUAUUGGGAUUAUAUCUGUGACUGUCUGGGAUCCAGCAAGGGGAUCAAUGAUGGGAUUAAAUAUGUCAAAACUAUCGGGGAUUACAAAACAUCACUAGGAAAAGGAAGGGCUUUUCUGAGGUUUUGUUUGAUGCACAACAGAAUGGCUGACAGCAUUCAGGCCUGUGUUAUGAAUGGAAAAGUUACAAGUGAUUAUUUCCACCCAAAGUCACUCUGGCUAAAUCAUGACAAAAGCAGCUCAUUGAUCAGUAACCUGUAUGACCUCAGUGAACUCCAGUUUGACCUUGCUGCUAGGGGUUAUGACUUGGACAAUGCUUGGCCAUCAUUUGCAAAGAGGACACAACAAGGUAACUACAGCUGGAAUCCACCAAGUCGUGCAGACAGCAUGAGUAGCCUCAUCAGUAUACCAAUACAGCAGGAUCACCGUGGGGAGUCAUUCAGUGAGUCAUUUGACGUAGAGAACAGCCUUCGACAGGAGUAUGGUGACCAGAUAGAUGCCUUGGAACAGCAGAAGAAGAGUCUGCAGCAGUCUGUGGUCCAUACCAAGUCAGAGAUGGAGGUACUACAGGGACAGCACAGCGAACUGAAAGGACAGCUCGAGACACUGACCACAGAAAACAAGGAACUGCAGAGAAGCUAUGAUAGGAUGUGUCUAGAAGUUGAAUCUAAGGAGAAGGAGAUGAAAAUGAAGGAAGAGGUUCACCAGAGGGAAAAGAGGAGCUUGGAGGAGGAUCUAAAGAGAAGGGAGGAGGCAGAGUAUUCACUUAAAGAGAAAAUGGAUAAACUGGAAAACUCCCAUCAAGACAGUCAUGGCAGCCUCAGGACUAAAAUUACUGAGCUUGAGAAGAGUAAUGCUGAUCUUCAGAUGCAGGUGCGAACUCUGAUGUCAGACCUCUCAGUCAGCAUAGAGGGCGAUACGAAAAAGUCGGAUUUAAUUUCUAGUCAGGACAAUAAAAUAAAAAUAUUGGAGUCUAAGAAUCAGGAGCUGCUCCAGAGAGUGGAGAAAAUGAUUGCCAAUAAAGAUAACGAAGCCUCGGCUAAGAUGGACUCUGUGAAUCAAAUGCAGGAACUGGUGGGGUCUCUAAAGGAAGUGGAAGCGGAGAAACUCCGACUAGACGUGCAGUUAGAAGAGAUGAAGAAAGAAAGUGAAUCAAGGAAGCUACAGAUUGAAAAGACAGAGAAAGAGAAGGCUGAGUGUGAGCAAAAAUGGAGUGAGAAUGUUAAUGACUUAGAAAGAAAGAUUAAGAAAGCAGAGGAAAAUGCGGAAAUAGAGAGGGGAAGUCAUCAACAACAGUUAAAAGAAAUCAGAACGGAACUGAGCGAUUUUGUGGCUAAACAUGACAGGGCUGUAGAAAAAGUCAAGCAGCUUGAGAAUGAGAAAGCUAGUGUAGAAUCUGAGUUGAGCUCGAACAAGAUAGGCAUGGAUGAGAAAGAGAAACAGUUAUCUGAAAUUACCAACCAGGUGAAACAAAUGAAAAAUGAACAUGGUUCUCAAAUUUCUGACCUCAAUGAACAAUUAAAUGCUGAAAAGAUGCUUAUUCAAGAGAAAAUUGAACAGUUACAUGAAAGUCAAACUAAAGCCUGUGCAUUGGAAUCAUCAUUACAAGAGAAAACAAGCACUUGCUCUAAACUGAAUGAAAAAAUAUCACACCUCUCCCAUGAAAAUGAUGACCUUAUACAAGAAUGCUCAAAUCUAAGAACAGAACUAAAACAUGUGAAUGAGAAAAAUGAACUAGUGAGUAAUUCCAAGGAAGAAAACCAGAAACUGGUGGAGGAAAAACUACAAGUUAUCAAAGAAAAGGAUAAAAUCAUUGAGAAUAUGCUUCAUUCAAUCAAGUGGGUUGUAUCGGAGGAGGGGGAAAAUCAGAUUGGGAAGGCUCCAUCUGUUGAAGGGAAUUCUGAAUUUUCCUCUACCGUUGGAAAAUUAUGUGACAAUAUCAAUGCAGUAAAAUGUAAAUUACAUGAUAUUUCUUCAGAAAACUCGACUCUUCAAAAUCAUUUAACUGAAAACAAACAAACCAUUAAAAAUCAAACUGCUGAAAUAUCUAAAUUACAAAAGGAAAAACAUAGUUUACAGGAGGAAAUCCAAAAUUCAAAGUGUGUAACUGAAGAUCUGCAACAGAAGAUAAUGGAGAAGGAUAGCACAGUGUCGGACAUGGAAAAAAGAAUGAAGGAGUUGGAAGAAAAAUUGACUGAUACUGGGAUAGAAUUACAGAAAAUCUCAACUCAAAGGGAGGAAUGUGUGACCCAAAUUAAGAAUUUACAGGAAGAGAUCACUGAAAGAAAUAGUGAGAUGGCAGCUUGGAGAGAAAAGUCGUCUAAAACGGAGGCAGAGCUACAGCAAAGCUGUAAAACAAAUGAAGACAACACAGUAGUUAAAAAGUCUUUGGAAGAGAAAAUUAAAGAGGGUGAAAAGAUUGUGUCCUCUCAGUCACAGAAAAUUAGUGAGCUCCAAAGCGCUGUGUCAACAUUAGAGGAAAGUGUUAGAGGAACUCAAAAUGAGGCUAAGUUGUGGAAAGAAAAGUAUGAUGCCCUUUCAUCUGAAAAUGGGGAACAGUCAAGAAAAAUGGAGGAACUUGCUAAAAGAAAUAGUGAACUUCAAAACAACAUCGAGACAGUGCAAAAGGAGAAAUCACUUAUAGAAGAAAAGAAAAAGGUUGUACAAACUAAAUUGUUUGACUUGGAGUGUGAAUUUUCAUCAAUGCAAGAGGAGAAAAAGAAACACAUUAAAGAACUUGAGACAGAUUUAAAACAAAAGGAGGCAGAGAGAACAGAUUUAAAAGUGAAAGUAGAAGAAGCUCUAAGUGAUCUUCAAAACAUAGGAGAACAGCUGAAAAACACUUCUUCACAGUUAGAAACAGUGUAUAAUGAGAAGGAAAAAUUGGAAAGUGAAAAACACGAAUUAGGAGUGCAGUUAACUAAGUUACAGGAAGAGAUUGGUCGACUUGAGAAACACAGGGAGGACAGUGAGGUUAACCUACGGAAUGUUCAAGAUGAAAGUCUAAAACUCAGUGAAGAAAAGAAGACAUUAUUAGAGAACAUUGAAAAGUUACAAGGGGAGAAUACCAAACUUUCUCAAGAAAUGGAUACACUUAAAGAACUGGAGGAAAGUGAAAGUUGUAAACUUAGAGCAAAAUUGACUGACCUGGAAGAGGAACAGAGGAGAAAAGACAAUGAAUGGGAAAUUGAAAAACAGAAAGCGGAGAAUAAUUGUCUUGUUUUAGAAAAGACAGUUUCGGAGAUUGAUUCAGAAAGGGGUUCACUGCGGGAGAAAGUAAGGGAGCUGGAAAGUGAAUUGAGUGAGAAAUCUGAGAAUAUUGAAAGAUUGGAUUGCUCCUUAGAGAAGGCCAUGACAGAAAACCAAUCGCUGAAGCAGAAUCAAGAAGAAGAGCUGAACUCACAAAUGACAUUAAACUCUGAAAAUGAAUCAUUAAAGCAAGAAAUUAGAGCUCUAAACUUUCAGUUAAGCUCAGAUCAAAUUGAACAUGAGAAGUCUUUGCAGAGCUAUGCUUCCAAAGAGAAUGAUCUGAAAAAUAAUGAGGAAAAACUUCAGGAAAAAGCAACGCAGAUACAGGCAUUAGAGGAUGAACUUUCAUCCAUGAAAAGAGAACGGGAGAUGGAAAGUACGGACAGCAACAAACAGCUUGAAGAGAUGAGCUCUCGAAUACUGGUGUUGGAAAAAGAGAAAGAAACUCUUACAGAGGAUUUAACACAGAAAACAAAAGAAUUGGAAUUAAAAGAGAAUUUAUGUGUACAGUUCAAGGCACGGGAUGAAGACAAGAGCAAGGAACUGAAAUCUAUAGAGGAGGGCAAGGACAAGGAAAUUUCACAACUGAAAAGUGAUAUGAAACAGCUGAAAAAGAAAAUUGUUCAACUUACAAAGGAGAAGGACACACUUUGGCAGCAGACUGAUCGUUUAACAUACGAACAGAAAAUGCAGUCAUCUGCGAAAUGGAUUGAUGAGAAAACAGUUACCAACUGCAUGGGCUGCAAAGCAGAAUUCACAUUUAUGGUUAGAAAGCACCAUUGCCGGUUGUGUGGUCAAGUAUUCUGUCACAACUGCAGCAACAAUUAUGUUGACUCCACCCACAGCAGAUUUAUAGGUGUUCUUGAGUUUAACAAUAAGAAAUCCCGUGCCUGUAACCAUUGUUACCAGAAGUAUGUACAAUCUGAUGACCUCAGUUCCUCCAUGAUUAGCAGACUACAGGAGGAUGACGGUGCAGAGGACUCAAGCGAGGAGGAUCAGACGUCUGCUCAAGUCCUUAACACUGCAGCUGUGUCUGGUCAAGAGGAUACUGGGUGUAAAACUGAGACUUGCAGCAAUAAUGAAAUUGUAGUUUUAAUGAAUGAAUCACCCCCAUCAGUUUUCGACAUUCCUCCCCAAAAUACCUCAACCCCAUGCAAAGCUUCUGGAGAGCAAAGCCCAGGAGCAACAGCUGCACCGGAGAGACAGACGAGCGAUGUCGAUAGACCUGAACCAGACGAGGUCGUGAUACCAGGUCAAGUGGCAGCCAAUAUUUCAAUUUCUGUAGUUGGACAAAAUGAAACAGACGAGAUCAAACGGGUGAAAAAAGGAAGUGUGGGGGAUGGAAAUGAGGGGUUGUCUAAGGACGAGAUAUUUCACUUGGUGAGUAACGAGGAGAUCGCCAGAUCACAGAGUGCUUCAUCAGAGGAAUUCCAGUAUCGGGAUCCAGACCCCAAUGUGACGACUGGCAUCACAAUUAAUGCUGAGGAAUUAGAGAAAGGGGAAGUAAAUAACUCUUGUGAAUUUUGGAUCAAGGCUGGGAAGAGUUAUGCCGUCCCAGUGGUCAUUGAUAAACAAAAUACAGUGCUGUGUUGGGAAUUUACAUCUCAUCCCAAGGAUGUGGUAUUCAGUGUUACAUACAUGGAGUUUGAGAGACCUGACCCAGCUAUGACACAUCAUUUGGUGCCAUCAUGCAAAUGUGACUCGCAUAAACAGGCUGUUCGUGGAGAACUGACGGCCAAACAGACUGGGAUAUACACACUCUUUUUUGACAACACGUAUUCUAGGAUAACUGCCAAACGGAUUAGUUACUCCUUGUGGACAAGACACAUAAGCGACUGAAACCUCAUACUUCUAAAUCCUAAAUUAUUUACUUAUUCAAUUUGAAUGAUUUUUUAAUAUGAAAUAAGAAAAGAAGGACUGUAAAUGUUGUAAUACAAUGUACUGUAGAUUCCAUAUUUUACGUGAGUACUUAAUAUCGCAAAAUGACUAUAUAUUUAUGAAUUUACAGUACAGCAAUGUACAUGGACUUACAAUGUAAUAUCAGUUAUGAUUAAUAUCCAGAAUUUGUAUGACUGUUACUUUGUUUAUUAAUUGCAAAAUCAUACUAGUGAACUACAGGUACAGAUAUGUUAUAAUGAUAUAGAUACAUAUCAACAUGGCCAUAAUAAUUUUAGUCUUGUUCUGAAUGAAAUAAACUUUUUAAAUAUAA
Messenger RNA from Ostrea edulis (European flat oyster), 6036 nucleotides. RefSeq names its product FYVE and coiled-coil domain-containing protein 1-like. Lineage: Eukaryota; Metazoa; Mollusca; Bivalvia; Ostreida; Ostreidae. Gene Ontology annotation, molecular function: metal ion binding. The record is from RefSeq and is a predicted model, not a curated record. The coding region runs from base 300 to 5666 and encodes 1788 amino acids. The transcript has 24 exons. Gene Ontology annotation, biological process: positive regulation of autophagosome maturation; plus-end-directed vesicle transport along microtubule. Gene Ontology annotation, cellular component: lysosome; autophagosome; late endosome.